GCCACCUUCUACCCAGGACUGACUGAGUGUCAAGGCUGGGCUGAGACCCAGAGCCCCAUCGUGCUGCUGCUGGGCCCCAGUCAGCCCAGCUUCUUCCUGGUGCCCAGUGCCAACUCUGUCCCAUACCCACUGUGUCACCUGCCCACUGCCCUUCUUCCUGGCAUCACCCUCUGAGCCCAGGCUCCAUGCUCACCUACCCCAGCCAGGUGGGCCAGCUCACCCCCUUCCCCACAGGCAAGAGACCCCUCGCCCCGCCGCAGGGGCGCUGUGCAGUUGUGAGGGGCAGCUGGCCUGUGACCUGUGCCUCUCUGCAGGGCUCUGAUACUCUGGUGCAGACCCAGCGCAGCCACCUGCAGAGCCGCAGGGCCCACAUCCACCAGCAGAUCAACAAGGAGCUGCGGAUGCGGACAGGUGCUGAGAACCUCUACAGAGCCACCAGCAACACCCAAGUCAGAGAGACCGUGGCCCUGGAGCUGAGCUAUGUCAACUCCAGCCUGCAGCUGCUGAAGGAGGAACUGGAGGAGCUCAACUGUGACGUGGACACGGACAGGCCCUGGAGUGAAGGUAUCACUGUCCCCAUGAUCCCCCUGGGGCUGAAGGAGACCAAGGAGGUGGACUGGUCCACAGCCCUGAAGGAGCUGAUCUCUGGGCACUUUGGAGAGGAUGGCACCUCCUAUGAGGCGGAAAUCAGGGAGCUGGCAGACCUUCGGCAGGCUGUGCGGACCCCCAGCCGGAGUGAGUCAGGCCUGGAGCUGCUCAUGGUCUACUACAACCAGCUCUGCCUCCUGGAUGCACGCUUUGUCACCCCUGCCCGGAGCCUGGGACUGCUUUUCCACUGGUAUGACUCGCUCACAGGGGUCCCCGCCCAGCAGCGGGCCCUGGCGUUUGAAAAGGGCAGUGUGCUCUUCAACAUCGGAGCCCUUCACACCCAGAUCGGGGCUCGCCAGGACCGCUCCUGCCCUGAGGGCACCACCUGUGCAGUGGAGGCUUUUCAGAGGGCUGCUGGCGCCUUCAGCCUCCUGAGAGAGAAGUUUUCCCAUGCACCGAGCCCUGACAUGAGCCCUGCCUCGCUCUCCAUGCUGGAGCAGCUCAUGACCGCCCAGGCCCAGGAGUGUGUCUUCGAGGGUCUCUCGCUACCAGCCCCCAUGGCCUCUCAUGACUGCUUGGCUCAGCUGCGCCUGGCUCAGGAGGCCGCCCAGGUGGCAGCCGAGUACCAGCUGGUGCACCGGGCCAUGGUCCAGCCACCAGUCCGAGACUACAUCCCCUUUACCUGGACCACCCUGGUGAACGUCAAGGCAGAGUACUUCCGCUCCUUGGCCCACUACCACGCAGCCACGGCCCUCUGUGAUGACCCCUCAGCCAAGGCAGAGCUCCUGGCACUGGAGCAGGUCUUCCUCAGGUCCCCAGCUCCAUCUGAGUCCUGGUACCCCACACUGCCGCAGGUGCCUGAGGAGCGCAGGAAGCUUGGCAAGGCCCACCUGAAGCGUGCCAUCCUGGGGCAGGAGGAGGCGCUGCGGCUGCACGCUGUGUGCCGUGCCCUGCGCAGGGUAGACCUGCUGCAGGCUGUGCUUGUCCAGGCACUGCGGCGCUCGCUGGCCAAGUACUCAGAGCUGGACCUUGAGGACGACUUCUUCGAGGCUGCUGAGGCCCCUGAGAUCCAGCCUAAGACGUACCAAAGAGCGGAGGUCAGGGCACCCAGCUUCUCCCGGGUGAAGGUGGCUGAUAUCUUCCACCGACUGGGGCCCCUGUCCGUGUUCUCAGCCAAGAACCACUGGCGGCUGAUGGGUCCCGUCCAGGUGACCCGAGGGGAGGGUGGCUUUGGCUUCACGCUGCGGGGAGACUCGCCCGUCCUCAUCGCUGCAGUUAUUCCUGGGGGCCACGCUGCGGCAGCUGGCCUACAGGAGGGCGACUAUAUCGUGUCUGUGAAUGGGCAGCCAUGCCAGUGGUGGAAGCAUGCGGAGGUGGUGGCCCAGCUGAAGGGUGUGGGUAAUGAGGGCGUGAGCCUGCAGGUGGCGACCCUACUGCCCAGUGCUGAGCUGCCCAGCAUGCUGCAGGGGGACCACAGGCCAGCCCUGCGGGGGCUUCUGAGGAGUCAGAAGGACUGUGGCUGGGAGACGCCAGGGCCUGCCAGAGCCAGCCCCAGGCCCCUCCUUGGCUGGAGCUGCAAGGCCAAGAGGGGCAAGACUGGAGGGAAGCUGUCCCCAAUCCCCAAGCCCUGAGCUGCCACCCUGGGUGUCCAGGGAGGCAGUGAAGGGUGGGCUCUCCACACAGAUGGGCCCCAACAUAGUCUUCAGCUGGCUGGGAGCGGGGACCCCCUUGUGUCCUCCCCCGACCCUGGAGGACCUUCAGGCCAGAUUGCUGCCCAGCCUAGUGCCCAAGCUGCCCAUUAAAGACAGUGUCAGAUAAGGUGUGUCUGAGCCCAGUGUAGGGGCUGGCACUGCACCCACACGGAAAGUGUCACUGUCACUCUGAACACAUAGUCCAAGGGCCAGGAGGCUGCGUCUGAACUGCCCUGGCCCAGGAUGAGUAGGGAGUGUCUAGCUGCUUGUAUCUGAGCCUGAAGGAGCCAUUCCCCACGAGCUGGUGCAGGGUGGGACGGUGUGUCAGCAGUGCACCCCUGCAGCCCAGCUCCUCACCCUCCCUGCAGUGGGUUCCCAACAUCCCUCAGCUGGCCUGUCUCCCUCCUCCUGG
Molecule: messenger RNA, 2691 nt
Organism: Miniopterus natalensis
Lineage: Eukaryota; Metazoa; Chordata; Mammalia; Chiroptera; Miniopteridae
Source: RefSeq, a predicted model, not a curated record